Molecule: messenger RNA, 1287 nt
Organism: Alternaria conjuncta
Lineage: Eukaryota; Fungi; Ascomycota; Dothideomycetes; Pleosporales; Pleosporaceae
Exons: 2
Coding region: 1-1287 (428 amino acids)
Source: RefSeq, a predicted model, not a curated record
AUGUGCUUUCGCAGCAAAGAGAAAGCCAUCCAAGCCUCUGCAGCAAGCAAGUGCACCGUCGCUCGUCGUCAGACGCGUAGCACAUCCCCAGACGUCGGAUCUGGCUUUGGCCUUUUCGGUAGCGCGCGCGAACGGCUCUUCUUCUACCAUUUCUGCUCCAUCACCAUCGUCGAUUUCGUCCGUCUCGCCACUCCGAAAGACUUCUGGUCCCGAAGAGUGCUUCCGAUGAGCCAUAACGAGCCUGCGGUGCGACAUGCAGUGGUUGCGCUCGGUGCAGCCCAUCAGCUCUACCUCCAAAAGCUUUCAGCGCCUCUUCUGGAAGAUACAAACGCGUCUAUGGCCCGUCUGGAAGUUAUUGCUACACAGCAUUACAACAAAGCCAUCGGAGACCUAGUGUGCAUCAAGGAUUCCCAGACGUCAACGACCGUUGAUGCUGAGGUCACGAUUCUGACCUGCUGUUUACUCUUUGUUUGCUUGGAGAACUUGCUUGGUCGCUUCGACGAGGGCAUUCGUCACAUGCGGGCCGGCGCACGUCUGUUGGAAACAUGCAACCUGUCGGCCGCUUCAAGCGACUCGAAACAGCUGAUGCAGGAGAUCGGGACCGUGUUACUUCGCUUCGGUGUGGACGCAGCCAUGCUCGUUGACGAUGAAGACGUCAUCUCCGACAUGACGCCAUAUGCCACGCCAUUGAUUGAGAUUGAGGAAGAGCAGACACCGUUUCCAAGCGUUGCAGAAUGCAAAGAGGCCUUGUGGGACCUGGAAAUCAGGCUGUUCAAUACCGAUCCUGGUUGUGAUGGAGAUGAAGAGACUACGAUAGGUCGUGGUCCAGAUAGCGAAACGAUAGAGCUCACCGCAUCUUUCGAGCGUUGGAAGAAGAAGUUCGACCUCCUCGUCUCAGCUUUGGCCGACUCACGGAGUUUACCGAAGGAAGUUCAGCGCGAACUACUUGUCCUCAUGCUUCGCAGAUGCGCACUGGAAAUAAUUUUACUUCCAGAGACUGAAGACAACGACGAAGAGUUAUCGAGGCUCAACUAUGAGCUCCUGGACAUGGCGGGGCAUUUGUAUAGUAUGGAGGCAUCGUGGUUGGGACGGCCAAUGUUCACGCUGGAUAGCGACACGAUUCCUUCGCUGUUUUUUACAGCGACAUUCUGCGAGGACCCUAUCUUGGUUCAGCGCAUCAUCACUCUUUUACGCCAAUCUCGGCGGCGAGAAGGCCCUUGGGAUAGCUGGGAAGCUGCGAAUAAGCUUGAGCUAGGGCCAAAGAAACUGUGUAGUGUUAGCAAUUAG